AGGCGGAUAAAGGGAGUUCCAACAGACAGAUAAGAUACGACUCAGGACUCGACUUUGAACUCGUUAUUUUGGAUGGGAUGUCGGCACCACAUCAACCUGAGCCCGGCAUCUCCGGUGACAAUGUAACAACCCUUCCUUACCUGCGUUCGACACUAUAAAGUACCUCCAAAGCGGCGUCUAAUUAUCUUACACUUCGCUGAGGUCCUUUUAAGGCGGCUCUGUUCCCGUUCGCUCACCAUCUCCUGUAUUACACGUACCGCUUCCCCCUGCCUCCUUGUCGUCACUAUAAAUGCCCGCUUCGCUCCCCGCCACUGCGCGCGUCGCGCCUCCGUUACCGACUCCAUCUCGCCGGGAUUUUGAAACCCUAAACCUGAUGGAGAAGUCGGCGGCGACCGGGGAAGAGCUACAAUUAGUCGAUCCGCGGGUGUGGAAGGCCAGCGCCGGCAUCUCCGCUCGCAUCGCCGCCGUCGGAUCCUCCGUGUACUAUUUCGCCCAGGGGCACGCGGACCAGGCUUCCUCGCUGCCUGAUUUCUCCGCCGUCCCGUGCCCCCGUGCUUACGUCCGCUGUCGGAUCUCCUCAGUCCGCCUCCACGCUAACCGCAACACCGACGAGGUCUUCGCCCGCAUCAGCCUCGACCCUCGCGCGCCGCCUGCUGCGGUGCCGGUUCAGCCGCAGACGGAGUUUCCCUUCUCGUCCUCCUCAUUAUGGCUGCCGGGGGCCCAAGAUUACGGGGACGGCAACUUCAUAUCCUUCGCUAAGGUACUCACACGCAGCGAUGCCAACGUUGGGGGCGGGUUUUCCGUGCCGCGGUUCUGCGCCGAGUCGAUCUUUCCUCCUCUCGAUUUGGGGGACCCGACCCCGGCGCAAACUGUCAUUAUCCACGACGUACACGGGAAGUCCUGGACAUUCCGGCACGUCUACCGCGGGACCCCGCGGCGCCACCUCCUGACCUCCGGAUGGAGCAAUUUCGUCAACUCAAAGAGACUAAUCUCGGGCGACUCGUUGGUCUUCAUGAAUUCGUCAGGAAAGGUCUUCGUCGGUAUCCGCCGCACCAGCCGGUCCUGCGGCCCAGCAACACUAAAUGUGGAAAUGGAGGAAAAACACGGACGAUUCUCGAGAAGUGUUAGAGGAAGAGUUCCGCCGGCGUCUGUGGUGGAAGCUGUUAGAUUGGCUGGGUUGAAUCUUCCUUUCGAGGUAAUGUACUAUCCGAGUGCCAGAUCUCCGGUGUUUGUAGUGCCGCAGGAAGCAGUGGAUGCUGCAACGAGAGUGUCGUGGACCGUUGGGAUGCGAGUUAGGAUGUCCGUGGAGACGGGGGACUCUGCAAGAAUGAAUUGGUUUAAUGGCUCGGUGACCAAAGUGACGAUCAAUGAUGCGGGGCUGUGGCGGCGCUCGCCUUGGGGCAUGCUUCAGAUUACCUGGGAUGAUCCAGAGGUUUUGCAGAAGGUCAGAGAUGUUAGUCCCUGGCAAGUGGAGUGCUUUGUUGCUGGUCCUCAAGGAGAGAUUCCACGUUCUAUUAGAAACAUACUCGACGAGCAAGAAAGUUCUUUAUUACCUGAUGAUAAGGAGGAUAGCGUACUGACAGGAUUCAAGAGUAGAAUCAUUGGUAGUCUAUCCCCCUCAGUGUCCAAUAGCAGUUUAUUUCCUGUUGGGAUGCAGGGAGCCAGGCAUGAUUUUUUCCACAAAGCCGGUUUAUUUGACUCAAAAAGCAAUGGUAAUCAAACUUUUCUCAAUAGUGUACAUGGUGUUAAUGCACCAGAGAAGAGUGAUGUGCCUGUGGAACCAAGUAUUCGGAUACCUUCACAAUCACGAUGUUCAUCUCCACCUAGACAGGGUAGCAUCCAGGCUUUAGACAGAGAGACUCUUGAACCAGCAAGUAAUCAAGUCACAAAAGCCUCUAUCCAACUGUUUGGUCAAGUGAUACAUGUAGGGAAUCACAUUGAUAAAGAUGCGGACAAUUGAGUAUGAAGAUGCAAAAGGUGAAGAUGAGAGUAAUGAUUCUUUUUCUCCAAGCCAGCAGUGCGUUUCAGCAUAAGAGCCUAUCAGGUGCGCUUACAUGAGGAUAGCAAGAAGGUUACAUUUUGUCAUCUGGAAGUACUGCCUUGUACUAACUGCUUCUUCAACUUCUUUAGGAUGCUGCUGAAUUUCCUUAUCUUCUUUAUGCCUUGACAGUCCAACCAUUUUCUUUUCAAGUAAAAGCUGUUUGAGACUUAUUAGCAUCAGGUAUUUUUUUUAUUUAAUAUUUUGGGAUGGUUUACAUGUUUGAAUUUUAUAGUUAGCAUAGGAAGCUUUAGUUGUUAGAGACCUUUUAA
Musa acuminata AAA Group (dessert banana) is the source of this 2310-nucleotide messenger RNA. Its product is annotated as auxin response factor 17-like. Gene Ontology annotation, cellular component: nucleus. Gene Ontology annotation, molecular function: DNA binding. Gene Ontology annotation, biological process: regulation of DNA-templated transcription; response to hormone. The transcript is spliced from 3 exons. The record is from RefSeq and is a predicted model, not a curated record. The coding region runs from base 290 to 1960 and encodes 556 amino acids. NCBI's taxonomy places the organism in Eukaryota, Viridiplantae, Streptophyta, Magnoliopsida, Zingiberales, Musaceae.